AUGAGAGCUUUGGUGAGAGAAAUACUAAAUCCAGUUUUACAAAAAAAUGAAGAGGAAAAAGAAAGAUAUCUAGAAAUUUCCAAGAAAACCCAAGAUUUCAUAUCUAGAUUAGAAAUCAUAGAGUAUUCUUACUUCAAUAAUAAGAAAAACCAAAAGGCUCCUAAUUUAUUUGAUACUAUAUUCCAAAAAAUAACAGAAAUUGAAAAUGAAAGAAAACUAAAGAAUAUGGAAAUUAAUGAUAAAUUAGAACAUUAAAAUAAAUUGCUUUCCCAAUAUGAAGAAAUACUGAGCAAUACCAAGGAUUAAUUUAAGCAAUAUAUUGUAAAUGAAUAAAUUAGGCAAGAUGCUCGCGUUCUUUCCAUUAGCGAAACUAGCGAUAGCUUUGUAGAUAAAAUUAAUUAGCUAAGGGAAUAAAUUUUUCAAAUGAGCUAAUAAAUUGAAGUUUUAGACCAAACCAAGCUAAAUGUAACAAGAUUUACUGAAUGUUGCGAUAAGUUUGAUAAAUUAAUGGCGAAAUUGGAUGACGUAGCAGUAAAUUAAUAGAAUAAGCUAAUCACUAUCGAAAACUACUGCGAGAAGUAUGUUCCUGUUAAAAUAUAAACAAUAGUGAUGGAUAACAUCAAGCUAUUCGUGAACAAGGAAACAAUGCAAAAGCUAAAAAGCUAAGAAAAUAAGAUAUUUCAUGAAAUAACUGACUAGCUUUUAAAUGAUGAUGGUAAAGGAAGUAUCUUUAAUAACAUAAUGAAAAUAAACGAGGUUCUUUCUAAGAGGCUUUCCACUGCUGUAGAUUUAUCAAAUAUGUAAAAACAUUAAUAGCCGCAGUUCAAAUACCAAUCAUUUUAAAGCUCUUUGUAAGUCCAGAAAGAGCCCUCAGUUAAUAAUAGGGAAAAUAAUCAAUCUUUAAGAGGUACAGUAAUUGGAGGAGACAUUAUGAAUAAAAUGAUAGAUAACAUGCAAUCAAAUAUGCACAAAACUUAUUCUGUCUCGCCAGAAAACUCAAUUAGCAACAUGCCAAUUACAAAUACGAAUAGAAAUAUAUAAAAUAGCACUUAAGGAGACAAUAAUGAGCCAAAUGAAAUGCAAUUCAUGCAAAGAGAGUCCGAGAUGGAAUCUGAUGAAGAAUCGGUACAAUCAGAAAACUCAAUAAAAUUCCUGAGAAUCAAAGAAGAAUUUUCAGAGUUUAAGGAAAUCUAUAAGCGAUAAUUAGACCACUUUAUGUCCUAUAUUAAACAUCAAGUAAAAGAAUAAUAAAUAUAUAUUCAAACAAUUCAUUAAGAUUUUGAAGAUAUUGAAAAGAAAAGAACUGCUGAUUAUCAGGAGGAGGAGUCAUAGCGUAAUAAAAUAAUGGAGGAUAUUGUAAAACUAUAUUAAAAGAUUUAAGACAGUGACAAGCAGUUCUUAAUGUAUGACAAGAAAUUUAACAUAAUGAGUGAUAAAAUUAUAAGAAUGAGACAAAUAAUGGAGUUAAAAAUCAAUGGUUAAGUGUCCUAGAUAGAUGAUAGGGACAAAAAAGAUUAAUUGUCUAUGACAUAAUACGCAUCAUAAAAUGAGUAUACAACAUUUACUGAGAAUAGCAGUGUUCUAGACAGGAGAAAAAAGAAUCAAAGGCAGUUCUUUAAUUCCACGAGGCCCUCACUUUCAAUUUUAAAGGGUGAUAGAACUUUAAGUCAUACUCCACACAACUUUGCAAGAGGAUCUAUAAAUACUCCUUUAAUCUCUGAGUUAGGUCUAAAGACAAUGGAAAUCAAUCCAAAAAAGCAAGAAGGCAUAUAAUAGCAGUUCUAAUAGGUCUAAAUUAAGCUAUAAUCGAUGAACAUUUCUAAAAAAGAAUUCGAUUUAAAUGAAAGUGAGAGAAUUAAAACAAAGAUUAGGUACAACAAAAAUCAUGCAAAGGAAAUAGAGUCAUCUGAAUACAAUAUGCCACCAAGCGGCAUGUCUAUGAUAUAGCCAACUAAAAAUUAGAAUUUUCACAAUUGA
Molecule: messenger RNA, 1977 nt
Organism: Stylonychia lemnae
Lineage: Eukaryota; Ciliophora; Spirotrichea; Sporadotrichida; Oxytrichidae
Source: the annotation of a GenBank genome assembly